Cotesia congregata is the source of this 636-nucleotide messenger RNA. Lineage: Eukaryota; Metazoa; Arthropoda; Insecta; Hymenoptera; Braconidae. The record is from the annotation of a GenBank genome assembly.
AUGUGGCAGAAACUUAAGAUCAAAAUUCCAGACAACGUAUUAUCAAUGUACCUGAGCAUCCCACUUUUACCACCUGAAUGCUUCGAAGAAGCGGCACGAUACCUCGAAGAAGAAGUUAAAGAAGUAAAAAAAAUUCAUAAUAAUAUUCUGGUCUUCCAUGAUUAUUUUAUAGACACCUGGAUGAAACAUCUAGAACAUGUGAGUGUUUUUAACUUGUCGACAAAAAGUACUGGAGGGCCUGAAAGUUUUCAUCGACAUAAUAAAAACAAGCUCGGAGGGAUACACCCUAUUGUGUGGAAAUUAAUUGGUGGAAUUGAAACAAUUAUAAUGGAUGAGGAAAUAAAUUAUUGUCGACUAAACAAAGGUCUACAGACAAAAAGACACACACCUCAGUACCUCAUUGAUCGCAGUAAUUAUAAUAGAAAGAUUCAAGAUGACUUAGACAAUGGGCUAACAACUAAAGAUUUUUUAAAAAUGUUUCCAAAAUCUUUUGAAGAACUACAAUUUACUAUUAAAAAAUUAAUUACUGACUGUGAACUUCAUCUAAUUGACGAUGAUCCUGAUCCUUCAACUCUAGACAUUUUCUGUGAUACAAAAAAAAAGGUGAAGAAACAUCUAGCAUUUAUAAAUCACUGA